Phacochoerus africanus (Common warthog) is the source of this 5063-nucleotide messenger RNA. RefSeq names its product tripartite motif containing 4 (gene TRIM4). NCBI's taxonomy places the organism in Eukaryota, Metazoa, Chordata, Mammalia, Artiodactyla, Suidae. The transcript has 6 exons. The record is from RefSeq and is a predicted model, not a curated record. Gene Ontology annotation, molecular function: protein binding; zinc ion binding. The coding region runs from base 134 to 1684 and encodes 516 amino acids.
GCCCUCCCGACAUGCCCCGCGCGCCGCCGGGGCGCGGAAACCUGCCGUGCGCGCGCUCGGCCCCCUGCAGACGCGCCGGGAAGGGCCUCCUCCCCGUCCCCGGGCCCCGCCUGGAUCCCGGUCCCAGGAAGAGAUGGCACUUAGCCCUUCGGCGGGAGGCGGCGGCCGCAGGUCCGAAGGCCAUCGGCCUCGGGGGCCCGCCUGCAGCCUGCCGGCCUUUCCUCCGACCCCGCCCCCGGAUCGGGGGCAGAGGAGCAGCAUGGAGGCCGAGGACCUCCAGGAGGAGCUGACCUGCUCCAUCUGCCUGGACUAUUUCGAGGACCCGGUGUCCAUCGAGUGCGGCCACAACUUCUGCCGCGACUGCCUGCGCCGCGGUUUGGCUCCGGGCUGCAACCAGUUCCCCUGCCCCGAGUGCCGGCGGCCGUCGACGCCCUCUGCGCUGCGGCCCAACUGGGCCCUGGCCCGGCUGGCGCAGAAGGCGCGGCGCCGGCGCGAGGGCCCCGCGUCCCGCGGGCUGUGCGACCGUCACGGGGAGCCGCUGCGGCUCUUCUGCGAGGACGAUCAGCGACUCAUCUGCAUGGUGUGCAGGGAGUCCCAGGAACACCAGGCCCACACCAUGGCCCCCAUGGACGAGGCCUUCGAGAGCUACCGGGGAAAACUUCUGGAGGCUCAGUGUCAUCUGACGGCCAAGUUGGAGAAAGCCAUUGGUUUGCAGGACUUGGAGAAGAAGAAUACUGCAGAGUGGAAGGAGAAGAUGAAGAAUCAGCGCCUGAGACUCAGCGCGGAGUUUGCAAAGCUGCGUCUCUUCCUGACUGAGGAAGAGCAGUUGUUUCUUCAGAGACUGAGCCAAGAAGAAGAAGAGACGAAGAAGAAACAGAGUGAGAAGACGUUCAGGCUCAGUCAGAUGGUCAGUGCCUUGAAGCAGCUCAUCUCAGAGGUGAAGGAGAAGAGCCAGGGCCCCGAGCUGGAGCUGCUUCAGAAUCCAAAAGAUGUGUUGACCAGGUGUGAGAACCAGGACGUCAACUAUUCCCUUGAAGUUCUGCAUGUGAAGACUGUGUGUCAGCUUCCAAUGGUGAAGGAGCUGCUGAAGCGAUUCCAAGUGCCUGUAAAUCCCGCUCUGGACACAGCUCACCCCAAACUUGUCUUCUCCCAGGAAGGGAGAUACAUGAAAAAUGGAGCAGCAGCAGCCGGCUCUUGGCCGUUGGCUACCGCCUGGAGCUACUUGGCUGGAUGGAGGAGUCAUCAGAAGACCGCAGGCUUUGUGGAGAGGUUUCGGCACCUGCCCUGUGUUUUGGGACAAAAUGUUUUCACUUUGGGAAAAUACUACUGGGAAGUCGAGAACCGAGGUGACCUGGAGGUCGCGGUGGGGGUGUGUCGGGAGGACGUCAUGGAGGUGACGGAGGACUCCGAGAUGUCCCCGCUUGUGGGCAUCUGGGCCAUCUGCUGGAGCUCUGCUGGCUUUCGGCCCCUCACAAGCCCCCCUGCGAGUCCCACCAAGCGGGAGCCAGCUCUCCACGGGGUGGGCGUUUUCCUAGAUCAGGGGGCCGGGGAAGUCUCCUUCUACAGCGCCGCGGAGGGGGAGCACCUGCACACUUUCUCCUGCCCUGUCUCCAACCUCCGGCCGUUUUUUUGGUUGAGCCCAUUAGCAUCUUUAGUCAUCCCACCGGUGACGGGUGGGAAGUGAGGCUGUCCUUCUCCGGCCCUCAGCUCCCACACAUAUGCACCCUCCGUGGUGCAUCGGUGGUGUCCAGAUUCCAGUUUCUUGUUUUGUUCAGCUCCCUGGACGUCCUGUGCCGACACAGAUACGGGGACGCUGCCGGGCACCUUUCCAGGAGCCGCUGGCCCGCUUCUCACUUCUUCUGGUUCUUUCCAAUUGAACUGCUCCCUGUACACUCUCUGGGUGCUUCAGGCCCAUGUGAUGUAGUUCCGGCCAACGAGUUACUGAGAAGGUCUCCCAGGGGCUUCUAGGGAAGGUCAUGGAGCCCUUAGAAAGGGAUGUCAGUGAGACACGGCCCCUCUCCUGCCGUCAGCAGCUCUGCUGAAACUGAGAGGAGCGCAGGGAGGAUGAGAGGAAGGAGGCACGCGGGCAGUGUUGGCCGCAUGAAACGGCUGGAGUGCCCAGAUCCCAGAUUUCUUACUGCGUGAGAUUACUGCUCCCUUUUCGUAGAAGGCAGUUUUACUUGCGUUUUGAUCACUUGCCGUCUGAAGUGUCCUGACCAGUGUUGCAGGCCCACAAGGUGGACAGCUCACUUUUUUCUGAAAUUGGACAGACUGAUAGCAUUGCUUUUUUUCAGGCAUGUAAUUCCUCUUCUUUCCAGUAAGUACUGAGGUCCCUUCCUUGCCUGGGUUAGAGAAUCAUGGCAGACUUUCUUUACUCUUGCCUGUGCUGCUGCCCGACCAUGUCUCUGCUCUCACGGGCUCGUCGUGUUCUGCCUUUGUCAAGUUCAUGUAUUGUGUGCCCGGGGCCAUUAACACCAGGGCAGAAACGUUGGGAAACACUCAAGUAUUCACCCGCUGUUAGCCUCUUCACAUAAUGCUUCUGCAUGACUUCCAGUCGCCCAGUGAAGUGGACAUUAAAAUCCUGUCCUUACAAAGGAGAAAACAGACCUUUAGCAUAACUCUAGCCGUACUGCCCAGCUGGGCUUGUUGAAUCCAGGUCUGUCUGAGAUGAGGGCCUCUGCUCUUUUCUCCUCCACGUGUACCUGUGAGCAUUUGGAAUGCUGACUCUCACUCACCAGCAUCUGCAUUUCGGGUUUUAACUCUGUUCCAUGUUGUUAUCCUGUGUAUGUUUUUGCUCACCUUCCCGCUCUAGAACGUGUGCAUUUAGAGGAUUUUGACAGUCACUGGGUGGUUAUUUAAAGAUGGUGACUGUUUCUCUCUGGUUAUAACGUCAUGCACUUACUGUAGAAAAUUUGGAACAUGUAAAAAGUAAAGAAAAUUAAGUUCCCAAAAAUCCCCCCGCUACCAACCUGUUAAUGUGCUUCCUCCCAGACAUCCAGGAGACUUUCUGGCAGUAGUUUAACAAGGCUUCUUGGAAAACUUCUGGCACCUUUCCUGACCCCUCCUCCCCCUCCUGUGUCCCAGCCCAUCCUGGGCUCACCUUCCUUUCGCCUGAGCAGUCGCCCUCAUUCAGAGAUUUCUGCUGAGUGCUUAAUCUCCAAGAUGCCUGCUGUUGGAGAUGAAUUCUGUCCUCCAAAGAAAAAGCUCUGUUGAAGUCCAGCAGGGGACGCUGACCUCACUCGGAAACUGAGAUGUCGACCUUAGGAUGGGGCCGCAUCCAACGUGACGAGGAGCCUUAUCCCCAGAGGGAAUGCUGUCCGCACGCAUACAUGCACACGGAACUGCUGCGGGAGAGGUGCUGUCACAAGCCAAGAACCUCCUGAUUUCAGACGUCUCGGCUCCAGAACUGUGAGACAACAUCUCUCUCUUGCUUUCAGCCACCCAGUUCAUGGUACUUUGUGAUGGCAGCCCCAGGCGUUCCCUUCAGUACGGUGAGGUUAAACUCAUAUAUGACGGCAAGACAAAAAGUUUAACAAAAAUUUUUCCUGCCCUUUGGCCUCCUCUCUCCCUGCCCACUCUGUGCCUUGUGUAUCUCGUGCAUCAACCGAACCUUCCCUACCAGCAGGCACACCUGCUCAGCCGUAAAGGGCACCAUUCCCCCAGCAUCAGGCCAACUCCUUAAAGAUAGCAUUCCUUCUUGAUAAGGAGUCACUUGGUGCUUCGAUCUGGAUUGUGUAAACGGUCAAUAAUACAUCCUUUCAUGUACAGCCUUCUGUCUCCAAAAACAUAGACCUGCCUUCGCUUCUAACAGGCAUCUCAGGCCUUUCUGAGAUGCUCAUCCCAGGUUAUCCUCAAAUUUGACUCAAAUCAAAUUUCCCACUUCUUAGAUGGACCUGUUAAUUUUUUGUUGGCAGUACCUAUGUUGUUAAUUUCCAGUCCUUGGGAAACUCACCAGUGCAUUUCCUCUACUCUUCCGUCGUCGGGGGUGGAGGUGGGGGGGUGUUGAACCAGGUUGAUUGGUUCCGCUACAGAGUCUUUGCUGUCUGACCUCGGGGAGGCUUUGUGAGCUGCUGGGUAAACAAAACUUGAUCUUUUCAGCCUUGGCAUUCCCUUUACGUUUUCUGUCAUGGAAGUUGAUUCCAAACCUUUCCCUCUUAAAGCAAAAGCCUUCAUACUCCUGUAGGGGAGGUAAAAAAAGGUCCCUCCUACUUCCCUGAGAUUUUUAGCUGGGAUGCUAACAAAAAGGCAGAUUAAAUGAGAAAAACAGUUUUAUCAAUGCACAUGGCACACAUCACCCAGGAGAAACAUACAAUGAAGACUUAAAGCAGUGGUGAAGAGUUCUGGCUUUCCUUUGCAUCUUCAACAAAGAACAAUAUAGGUGUGUGGAGAAGUGUGAGGACACAGGAAGGCAGUUUGAGGCUUCCAGGGGUUGCAGACUGGGAGGGGAAGUCUAUGCAAGGAAAGCAGCAGGCUCUUCUGGCGCUGCCUCUGGGCUGAGUGUGUCUCCGGUGAAGGGGGAGUUUGUAUUCUGCCUUUAGGAUGUCUGGAUUUGCUGCUUCAUAAAUGCCUUCAGCUCAAAAUAAUUUUUAUAUCAAAGAGGCAUAUUUUGAGGUGACAUUCUGGUUUCCUUCACUGCUUCUUAUUGCCAAGAACUUGCAUCUGAGAAAAAAAAUUUUUCUUCGCACUUUACCCAUCUGCUUAAUGCUUCUUUGCCUCUUUUAGGGGCUUGAUAUUGGACCCUCUCUCACCUCCUCAGGUAUGGGGUGGGACCCAGGUGUCAUAUUUGUUAAAAAUCAACUCCUCUAAUACAUCUGAUGUACAAACGGGAUUAAGAGAUGUGUCAUAGUUUCCUAUUUUCCUUAGUUUCUCUGAAUUUUUUACUCUGUUAGUGUGAUAAAGAGUUUUUUAUAGCUUUUCUCAAGUUUAUUUCACCAGCAAUGAAGACUCCCCAGGAGACAGUUUGGCAACCACUGUUUAUCUUGCACUUUCUUUUUUAUUUGUCUUUUUAGGGCCGCUCCCAUAGCAUAUGGAGGUUCCCAGGCUAGGGGCCCAAGUGGAGCUAU